Molecule: messenger RNA, 6061 nt
Organism: Gadus chalcogrammus (walleye pollock)
Lineage: Eukaryota; Metazoa; Chordata; Actinopteri; Gadiformes; Gadidae
Product: adhesion G protein-coupled receptor F5-like
Exons: 22
Coding region: 166-4314 (1382 amino acids)
Biological process (GO): cell surface receptor signaling pathway; G protein-coupled receptor signaling pathway
Cellular component (GO): membrane
Molecular function (GO): G protein-coupled receptor activity
Source: RefSeq, a predicted model, not a curated record
CUGACACACUGAUCCUCAUGCUCCCUGCCCAGACUCACCUUCACUUUGGAAUCGGUUGGAUUUACUAGGACGUAAUUUUUCUAAAUGGUAUAACGAGGACAGAUCUGGAUCUGGCCAAGUCCCCCCCUGGAGUGAUCUCUGGCGCCCCCUAGGGGAUGCGCUACCAUGGCCCCGCUGGACCUGAGUAUGCCCAGGAGCCGCCUGCCCCUCCUCCUGCUCCUGCUGCUGGCAGUGCGGCCCAGUGAGGAGCAACUGGUGUCCGUUCAAACUGAAACUGUUGCAGUUGGUUCUGCAAGCACACCAAGCAGCAGUCCCAUUGAAUACCUUCUGGAGAUUCAAGUCCAGACCUCUGAUUUGGAGGAGGUCAGGAACCUCCAGAACACCUUGAAGCUCCCCACAGCCCUCUCUAACACCAGCGACAUCACAGGCCUCAACAUCACCACAGUGUGCGCCCUGGUCGCAGACAGCUUCCAGUGUGAGUGCGAGAGUACGUUCUUCUGGCCGUUACGCAGCUGCCAGCUGUAUGGAAGCUGUGGACAGCCGGAAGCCACCUGUACCUGUCUCACAUCCCUGCCAGCUAAUGGUCUCUUCUGCCAGCCCAGAUUCGAAUGGCUGUACGAGGUGAAAUUGGGCAUCUCUGGUUCCCUGGCGAUGGCGGCAGCAUCUCUGGCCUUCGCCAGGCCAAAGAUUAGAGAGAUCUCCUUUAAUGAUUCUCAGCUCAGCCCAGCUCUGCGUCUGACAGAGGUUAACCUCACCACAGUGUGCACCUCACCAACCGACAGCAGCAUGAAGUGCCAGUGUGAGGGGGAGUAUGGCUGGUCAUGUGAACAGUGUGAGACCUAUGGCGUGUGCACCAGUAAAAAUACAACAGAUCCUUGUGGAUGCAUCAAUGGAUUUCCUGCUGAUGGACAGCUCUGCCAGCCAAUCAUAAGCCUCUCUUCGUGUCGUACGACAACGCCUACACCUACGACAACGCCUACACCUACGACAACGCCUACACCUACGACAACGCCUACACCUACGACAACGCCUACACCUACGACAACGCCUACACCUACGACAACGCCUACACCUACUCCUGUCGGAGAAUGGCUGUACGAGGUGGAAUUGGGCAUCCCUGGUUCCCUGGCGAUGGCGGCAGCGUCUCUGGCAGUCGCCAGGCCAAUAAUUAGAGGGAUCUCCGUUUCUGGUUCUCAGCUCAGCCCAGUUCUGUUUCUGACAGAGGUUAACCUCACCACAGUGUGCACCUCACCAACCAACAGCAGCAUGAAGUGCCAGUGUGAGGGGGAGUAUGGCUGGUCAUGUGAACAGUGUGAGACCUAUGGCGUGUGCACCAGUAAAAAUACAACAGAUCCUUGUGGAUGCAUCAAUGGAUUUCCUGCUGAUGGACAGCUCUGCCAGCCAAUCAUAAGCCUCUCUUCGUGUCGUACGACAACGCCUACACCUACGACAACGCCUACACCUACGACAACGCCUACACCUACGACAACGCCUACACCUACGACAACGCCUACACCUACGACAACGCCUACACCUACGACAACGCCUACACCUACGACAACGCCUACACCUACGACAACGCCUACACCUACGACAACGCCUACACCUACUCCUGCCCCAGUGGUGACCCCGCUGACCCUCACCAUGGACAUUGAUUUCCAAGAGGACUUCAGAAAUCCAGAAAACGCCUUCUACAAAACAGUGGAGGGCUCCAUCAAAAGUAACAGCGUGAAGGCUGGCUUUACAUCGUACACCCUGGAUGAUGUACGCUCCGGCAGCGUGAUCGUUGACUACACAGUCAGCUCUACGGGUGCGAUCCCGCCCAACGUGAUCAGGACCUUCGAGCAAGGCCUCUUCUCAGACCUGGGGGCUAAAUUCCGGAUAGUCACAAAUCCACCUCUACGGUUCGAUCCGGCGGAUGUGUUCACUGGGGACGCCUUCAGGGUGUUCUGUAACCGAGUCAAUGGGACGGCCGUGCUGGGAGUGCCUGCCUGGACACUGAACGGGAUGGCGCUGACCGCGAGAGACAACCCACUCACAGUCAGCCCGCUGUUCUCCCAGAGCACUAGCUUUUACAACUGCACGUAUGCAGACGGCUUCCAGGUAACGGGCGUCCUGACCGUUAAACCGAGGCCUCAGCUGAACCUGAAGCCCCUCAGCAGGACCGUGGGGUGCGUGGACGGCCUGGUCAGCGUGGUCGAGCUGGAGUGCUGCGUCCAGAGUCCCUACAAGGUCCAACUGAAUGAUACGACCCUAACAGCCCAAGUAAUACCCCAACAAGGCAACAUACGGUGCAAACGUUACAACUACAGCAGGACCUGUGUGAACGGAGUGGUGCCGCUCACCUGCCAGGAGGCCACCUACACACGGUUCAAGAGGGACCUGACUCUGACCUUCUCCACUGACGUAUUCCUCUGUGAGGACGAGGAUUAUGGGGGCGGACAGCUGGGGGACGAGGCGACGACGGCCUGCCGGCCGGACGAGGUGGGGUUCAUUACGGCCGAAUGCCAGGAGGACGGGACCUGGGUGCCACUACAGGACAACUGCGUCCUGAUCGUGUUCAACAACCUGCUGCUAGAGGCUGAGAACCUGGAUGCAAGUACCUUCCCAGCGUUUGUGGAUGCCCUCAGCAAUGCGACCGUGAACAACACAGACAGGGUGUCGGAUUCUCCAGCCAACAUCCACACCAUCGUCAGCAUCUUCACACGUCUGGCAAACGUCUCGCGGAGCCUGACCAUCGACGUGAGCCUCAUGACGGGCAUUCUGGAUACGGCAAAUGUUCUGGUGGACAAUCGAUCCAGGGUUGCCUGGAACACCCUGAACACCAACUACAACGGAACGAACAACUUGUCAUCAGCGCCUGAACUCAUUCAAACUAUGAGCGACAGCUCUGCCUUCCUUCGUUCCAUCGAGGAGAUAUCAAGAUCCCUGUCUGACGAUCCCGACCUCAACGUCUUCACAGAGAGGAUCACCCUAAACAGGAGCAGAUUUUCUGGAUCUUUUAGUGCCAAUCUCUCCAUGGUGUCGUUGGAACUACCGGGACCGCACCAGGACAACAGCUUCAUCACCACCAUCAACUUCAACUCCCUGGACAACGUCCUCCUCCCCUCCAACGCCAGCGGUGCCAACACCAGCAACGUCAUCAACGGCAACGUGCUUCUGGUCUUGUCCAACAGCAGCGUCGACAACGUGACGUUCACCUUCGACAUCCUCAACCAAAGUCUGACGAGUCCUCAGUGUGUCUUCUGGAAUUUCAGCCUGCUGGACAACGACGGGGCGUGGGACGGCACGGGCUGUACGGCGGGGGUCUCAGAUGCCCAAAUUGUCACCUGCAACUGCAACCAUCUCACCUCCUUCUCCAUCCUCAUGUCUCCGUCCAGCCCGAUGUCAGCCAUCCUGGAUUACAUCACCUACAUCGGCGUGGGCAUAUCCCUUCUGUCAUUGGUGAUCUGUCUCAUCAUUGAAGCCAUCAUCUGGAGGAAGAUAAACAGGAACUCCACCUCCUAUCUACGACACACGUGCAUAGUGAACAUCGCCGUGUCCCUGCUGAUAGCCAACAUCUGGUUCAUCGUUGGUGCCUUUGUUUCAGUCUCAGGUUCUGAUAACCCUCCAGCCUGCUUCGCAGUCACCUUCUUCAUCCACUUCUUCUACCUGUCUCUGUUCUUCUGGAUGCUGAUGUCGGGGCUGCUGCUGCUCUACCGCACCAUCAGUGUGUUCGGGGGCGGCCUGUCUGACGGGGGCAUGGUGGCCGUGGGCUUCUCCGUGGGCUAUGGCGCUCCGCUCCUCAUCGCGGUCGUCACCAUCGCGGUGACGGCUCCCGACAACGUGUUCUUCAGGCGGAGUGGCGUCUGCUGGCUAAACUGGUACGAGUCGAUGGCACUGCUGGCGUUUGUGAUCCCGGCGCUGUUGAUCGUGGUCAUCAACCUGGUGAUCCUGGCAGUGGUGUUGUACAAGAUGCUCCGCAGUCAGAGCAUGGGCAACUCGGACAGAAGCACCCUGAUGGUCAUUGUCCGCAGCCUGGCCGUACUCACGCCCUUCUUCGGGACCACCUGGGGUCUGGGCGUAGGAACGAUGACCAACCCUGAGGUCUUUGGCAUCCAUGUUACCUUCGCCCUCUUCAACUCACUGCAGGGUUUCUUCAUCUUGGUGUUUGGAACUCUGCUGGACGUAAAGGUCCGGUCUGCUCUGAAGGCGUACACGAGCACCGGGACCACUGGCACACAGAGUACUUCAGCCGGGCCGUCGACUUCCGGUGGACUGGGGUUCCUACGCAACUUGGGCAGAAGAAGAGGUGAGAAUGGUUCCUUUAUUUGAGCAUGUUCUAAACUAUGGGUUUGUCUCACAGCAAAUUAUCUCAUGAUCGAGUCCUGAUCCAUCAGACCCUCUGCAGACCUUCAGAGAGGUCUGAUUACAGCGGUAUCGGGGAUCAUUUCUUGUGCUUGAACUCUGGUUGGCUCCCACAGACUUGUAUAUUGUGUCCCGAAAUGUAAAAGAUAAGGAACCCCUGCUCUAUCUUAAUCAUAGCGGUUCUGCCGUCUGGUUUAUCAUCAGAGCAGUAGUCAGUGUUCUCAGUAGUCAGGAUGCUGAGCAAGAGCCCAGAGGCCUCCGUGAUCCGGAUUCAAAUGAAAGCGUUGGACUGCAGAAGGAAACUGGAGCAGCACAUGAACAAGAGAAGAGUAGCGAACCAGUGAACAUGGGAGGAGAAUUCACAUCCCACUGAAUUCUAAUGGGUUCAACUGGCUAUUGGUGUUCUGCUGGCUUCUAUAGCAGUCUGUUGCAUGGGUUCUACUGUAUUAUGUUAUAUUCUACAUGGUUCCUUUCAGAAUACAAUAUAAACUCUGCAGCUCCAGUGAGCACAUCUGGAGAGGCUGCAUCUUACAGCAGCUGACACCUCACAGCCAAUCAGAACAGCAGCUGACGCUUCCAGGCCAAUCAGAACAGCAGCUAACGCCUCCCGGCCAACCAGGACAUCUGGAGGGACUGAUCCUAACCACACCUGACGCCUCCCGGCCAGUCAGAACACGCCCCUGUGUGAACAAUACAAUCAUACUUAUAAAAUGGAUCAUCACAAAAUAUAUUUCAAUAUUUAUGUUAAACUUAAUCAAUAUUUAAAGCCCCUGACUAAUAAAAAAAAUGCAUACGAUGUAAAAGUUAAGUUCAUUGCUGUGUCUAUACCAAGGUUGUAAGAAUAAACUUUAAUCAAUAUUAAAUCCUUCAGGCUUCAAAUCCUUCUAGAAAGACCCAGUGGGGUCAAAGGGGUGUCAAACUGCUCCAUAGUCACAUGGUUCAUGAAGGUUCAGAUAGAUCCAAGCAGGUCGAUUUUGAGUUUGCGGAUUUACCACAAAACAGCAACGUUUGGCGGCCUGAGGCCCAAGGAUUCUGAGUCGUAUUGCAAACCGACCCCCUUAUCAGUAGUAUGUGAAAAUUCUAUAAUAAUGGUAGAAUAAUAGAACCACCCCAAAUGGGACGAUCAUAGUGCCUGUUUAAGAGAUGGCGUGUUCGCCGUCCGAGGAAAAGGGGCGUGUUUGUGCCUGUUGCUAGGCAACGUCCUCGGACCUCGCACAAGCUCCGACCCGAUCGAGGAGCAUGAAUCAGUGCCCGUGGAGAACACAAGCCGGGUUCUACUGUAUUCUAAUGGGUUCUACUGCCUAUUUUUGUAUUUUAUUGUAUUCUGCUGGGUUCUAUUGUAUUCUAUGUUAUUGUACUAGGAUGCAUUGUAUUCUUCUGUAUUCUACUUGGUCUCCUGGGUUUUAUAGUAUUAUACAGUAUUCUACUGUUUUAUAUUCUCUAUGGAUCUAGGGUCUAGUAUUCUGAAAUCAUUAUACUAAGACAACAUAUUGCGUAUCCUUAUACAAACAGUCUCUGUAUGCAUUUUAUAAAAUACUGGUUAUUUAUAAAAUGGUAUUCAUUAUCACAUAUUUAUAUGAAGAUAUAUUCAGUAUUAAACCAUUGGAUGCAGCUGCGAUGCAUGUAUAACGCAGUACACGUGUUUUGGUAUCACACGGAUGGCUGUUGCUAUUUGUGCGGCUGAUACAAUUAAAGGGUUAGCUUUACAAGUUGG